UUCGCUAGCGAACGAUUUUUCGACAUCCCACAUAAGAGCCGUCGUUCGUCCUUACAAGGCUCUACUCCAGGUGCAGACGAUAAUUUUUAUUUUUUUUGCUACAAAUUAAUUUCUCUGCUGAACUUUACGGAAGGAGAGGGGAAAGGCGGGCAGUUUCGUUCUGCGAUUCGUUCACCAGCUCUUGACAAGUGACAACAGGAGGAAUUUCGGUUUCCCUUCGUCCAGUCAGCCAUUCCACGUGCCUUUUCGGCCGUUCUCCGAGAGCGAAGAUACCAUCAGGGAAGAGCAAGAUGGCAAGCGGCCAAAGUUAUCUGGGUACGUGUGCCAAAUGUCUGGGAGUGAUCAACGAAAAGGGUUGCCAAGCGGAGAACCUCAACUACCACCAAAGGUGCUUCGUAUGUGCAUUAUGCUGUAAACAACUUUACGGCAAUCCUUACUACACGAUGAAUGGAAAGCCCUAUUGCGAGGAAGAUUAUUUGAGCAAAUUAGACAAAUGCGCGUCUUGCCAUCGACCCAUACUCGAAAAGGUGCUGAAGGCGGAGGGCCAUAAGUUUCACCCAGAAUGCUUCAAGUGUGCUGGAUGCAGAAAGUGUUUGGACGGAGUUCCCUUCAGCGUCGAUCCCCAGAAGAACAUCCUCUGUAUGGACUGCUACAAGAAGAAGGUAGCUCCGCAAUGUGCCCGCUGCAAGAAGCCCAUCGCACCUCCAUCUUAUACCAACGAAGUCACCCGGGUCCUGGCCAUGGGGAACAGCUACCAUACCACCUGCUAUCGAUGUGAGGACUGCGGCCUCCCCUUGUCCUCCAACAGCGAUGGUCGGGGCUGCUACCCUUUGAACGACAGACUGUACUGCUUCGACUGCCACAAGCGACGGGCCCCCAACGUCGCCAGGAUGACGCCCAAAAAAUGAAUGCGACAAGUUUUACAUGGACUUCCUUAUUAGAAAUUCCCUUCUCUUAUUGAUUCUUUCCGGUAACAGAAUUAGUUAAGAAUUGAAAACAGCUGCAAUUUAGUUUUCCAAGAACUGUUAGUUACCCAAGAAAGUUUCAAAUGUUUCAUUUUUCUUGAGGAAAAAAUAUUCAAACGAGCGAAAUUGGAAAAAAGAAAAAGUUUUCAUAGAGAAAAUACAAAAUAAAUAAAUUAAAAACCCCAAGAAAGUAUUAGCAUAUAUGAUGUACAAAGAUUUAUCAUCUGGUCAGUAUGAAUUAAGUGAACCUGUUCAAUGGUACCCAAAAAUCUUGAUUUAACUUGUGCCCGAAUUAAUAGAAAGAAUAUAUGUUAAAAAGCAUUAUCUCUCUUCUUCAGAAAGGGAAAAUAUAUUUUUUAUUAGGAAUCUGGGUCUCUCUUUGAGAAAAGCCUUUUUGAAAGUCAGAUUCUUAAAUUUCGUGCAACCCACAGCAUAUUUACUGCAAUCAUAUAGCUCUGACAAAUCAAUUAAAGAUGAAGCGCAUUAUUGAAAUUUUUUCUAAAUUUCCCAAAUAAACGCAUUACUUUAAAAAAUAUAUCGUAGUUUCAGCAUGUCUAUCUUCUGAAAAGCUUUUAAUAUAUUUGAUAGUUAAAAUUAGUUAUGUUAAGUUUGGCUUAAGAUGUUAUGUUUUGGGCUAAACUUAAGAUUUAGAUCGAUUGUUAUUUCAAAUGAAUUCACUUUAAGGAUUACGAAUUAUCAUUUAAUGAUUCAUUCAAAGAAUUAUUAAAUCGAUUUUAUUUGCAGUUAACAGUUUUAACAUAAGAAAUUCUAAUAAACAGAAGUAAGGAGUUUUAAUUCAUUUUUAAACAGUAUGCCUCUAAAAUGCUUGCUCUAUUUACACUAGUUUCAUUUUUGUAAGUACAGGUAAUAUAAAGAAUCUAUAAAAAGGCUUAUUAAACUUGAUGUAUUUAUGAUUUUUCUCUUGUUUUUAGAAAUUCAAAUAAAAAUGAUUUACUUUUACAAAA
Molecule: messenger RNA, 1930 nt
Organism: Argiope bruennichi
Lineage: Eukaryota; Metazoa; Arthropoda; Arachnida; Araneae; Araneidae
Product: LIM domain-containing protein 1-like
Exons: 8
Coding region: 291-908 (205 amino acids)
Biological process (GO): cell-cell adhesion
Cellular component (GO): focal adhesion; stress fiber
Source: RefSeq, a predicted model, not a curated record